Panicum hallii is the source of this 1521-nucleotide messenger RNA. RefSeq lists its product as uncharacterized. Lineage: Eukaryota; Viridiplantae; Streptophyta; Magnoliopsida; Poales; Poaceae. Gene Ontology annotation, biological process: regulation of DNA-templated transcription. The transcript has 3 exons. Gene Ontology annotation, molecular function: sequence-specific DNA binding; DNA-binding transcription factor activity. The coding region runs from base 134 to 1183 and encodes 349 amino acids. The record is from RefSeq and is a predicted model, not a curated record.
CCAAUAAAAACAAGCCGCAGCAGCUGCAGCGACGACCCUAUCGCUCUAGCUACGGCCGGGCAGGUGGGCAUGCAUGCACUUGCACCGCAGCUCUAGCUCAGCUAGCUUAAUUAGCUAGUGGAUUGCUGCGACCAUGGCGUCUUCAGCUAGCGGCGGCGCCGCCGACGGCGGCGGCCGCUCGUCACCACCUGCUGCCGAGGCUCCUCGGGCGGUGGUGGACAACCUGAUCGACCUGCGUGAGCGAGCGGAGAUGCUCCGGAACAUGCUGCAGGGGUCGCCCACGCCGCCGGGAACGCCCGCGGACGCCGCACCUGGGACCAGCGAGCUGAUAGACGGGAUCAUGAGCAGCCUGUCGAGCGCGCUGUCGGCAGCUCUGGACACCACCGCCGGCGGCAGCCAUGGACAGGGCCGGAGGAGGAGGAGAGCUGGCGCGGUGACCGGCUCUGGACCGCAGCGCCGGAGCAGCACCACCAGGAGAAGGUCGCACAGCCCCUUCUUGAGGACAGUCACUACAAGUACGCUCGAUGAUGGCAACUCAUGGAGAAAGUACGGCCAAAAACAUAUUCAAGACUCGCCUAAUAACCCAAGGAGCUACUAUAGGUGCACUCACAAGCCAGACCAAGGGUGCAAGGCGACCAGGCAGGUCCAGGCCUCCGAUGACAACCCGUCCGAGUUCGUCAUCAACUACUUCGGCCAGCACACCUGCCGGGACCCCUCCACGAUCCCGCUCGUCAUCGAGGCCGCCGCUCCGCCCGACGACUGCGCAAAUCUCAUCAGCUUCGGGUCCACCAUGGGCGCAUCCACGACCACGCACGCCGUUCCUCCCCAACGACCCCAAGCCUUUGAUCCGGCGAUGUUCGUCUCUCGCUUGGUCGGGCACAGCUCCUCUCUGCCGGCGCAGGACUACUACCGCUGCGGCAGCGAGGAGGUGCACAGCAGCAGCUCAGCGCCGGCCGGGGAGCUGGCCGCCGUGGUGGGAUCAGCUGGGAUGGCCUCGUCGGCCACCGUGGUGGGGUCAGCACCGGCGGAGUGCUGGCCGGGAGGGACCGGCGGCGGCGACAUGGCUUGUGGCCAUGGCGCAGGCAGCUUCCCGUCGUCCCCUAGCAGCCUCGGGUUCAUGACCGGCUCGUUUGGAUCCUUUGGGAACGCCGGGGAGGACGACAUGUUUGGCUUCGAUCCCUGACAAUGGCUGAUGCAUGCAUGCGUCCAUAUAUGCAUGGCUAAUGACGACAAGUUUGCAAUUUGCAUGCAUGCACUAGUUGCACAACUAGUAGUGGUAGCAAUGAGUAGAUUGAUAUCCACAUGCAUAGAUGUGUAAUGGUUAAUACAAUAAAGGCUAGCUACCUCCGAUCCAGUAGUAGUUCAUCUGAACAGGGUUUGAUUUCUACAUAUGUAUAUUUGCUGAAAUAUAUAGAUGUAUUGUGUUGUAAUAUAAUGCCUCAUUUUGUGCAUCUGUACAUUAUGUGCAUGUGAUUGUAUGAUCCUGAAAAUGUAGUGACUAUUCCAAAAAUCCAAAGCAGG